GGAGCCUGUAACUUAUGUAAUAACCCGACUGGGCGCGAAUAGUAAAUUGUGGAGGUGUGGUGUUGCUACUGCCGACCUCCAUCUCGACCACCACGCUAUACAUAUACUCGCUGCACCCCGCCAUUGUACGAGGCGCUCACCUAUUCUCACAUUUACGUCUCUCGCCGUGCCAUUGACAUACGUUGCACAACGUCUUCGCAGCUGUCAAACAUUCGUCUCUCCACCGCCGACUCCUUGAACUUCUGCCAAUAUGCCGAGCCCUGCAAGCAUACUCUACUAUGUCACCCACCCCAAUGAGCUACGUUCCAUCAUUCAAUGGAAAGUUUGGCACAACGCGGUGCACGAGCGCGAUGAGUCCAAGGAAUGCGAGUCCCUCAAGCGAUGCUUCUUCUUCCUCGACAUGACGAGUCGCAGUUUCGCCGCCGUCAUCAAGGAGCUGCACCCCGAGCUCCUCGUCCCUGUUGCGCUUUUCUACCUGGUCCUGCGCGGCCUCGACACAGUGGAGGAUGACAUGACACUACCGCUGGAGAAGAAGGAGCCCAUUCUACGAAACUUCCAUGAAAUUCUGGAUCAGGAGGGGUGGACGUUCAAUGACAACGGCGCGAAUGAGAAGGACAGGCAGCUCUUGGUUGAGUUCAACGUUGUCAUUGAAGAGUUCUCGAAGAUCAAGCCGGCCUACAAGGUGAUCAUCAAAGACAUCACCAAGCGCAUGGGCAAUGGCAUGGCAGACUACGCGAACAACGCCGAGCACAACAUCCACGGCGUACAGACUGUGAAGGACUACGAGCUAUACUGCCACUACGUCGCGGGUCUCGUCGGCGAGGGCUUGACACGUCUGUUCGUCGAAGCCGGUUUGGCCAACGCAGCGUUGUUGAAGAAGCCAGAACUGAUGGAAUCCAUGGGUCAAUUCCUUCAGCAAGUCAACAUCACUCGUGAUAUCAAGGAGGAUAUGGAUGACGGACGGCGAUUCUGGCCCAAGGAGAUCUGGUCUAAGCACGUUGACAACUUUGAGGAUCUCUUCAAGCCAGAAUACGAGGAGAAGGCCCUGGCCUGCAGUUCAGAGAUGAUUCUCACGGCUCUGACGAGGGCUGACGACUGUUUAUACUAUCUUGCUGGACUUCGGGAACAGAGUGUCUUCAACUUCUGUGCUAUCCCACAAUCCAUGGCCAUAGCUACACUGGAAGCCUGCUUCCAGAACCCCAACCUCUUCAAGAAAGUUGUAAAGAUCACCAAGGGCAGCGCUUGCCAGUUAAUGCUCGAAUCAUCCCAGAACCUUCAAUUGGUCUGCGAAAUCUUCCGGAAAUACGCUCGCAAGAUUAGCAAGAAGAACAACCCACAUGACCCGAACUUUCUGCAGAUCAGUAUCACAUUGGGGAGGAUUGAGCAGUUCAUCGAGUCCAUAUUCCCAUCGCAGAAGCCACCUGUCGACGUCAAGUCACCCGCCAGCGUAGAGGAAGCCGAGAAGAAACAGAGGGAAGACAACGAGGCCAAGUGGGAUAUAAUCUAUAUGAUCACAGCAGUGGCGCUCACUGUACUCCUUAUCUCAUCUUUGAUGAUCUUUGUCGCCUGGAUGGCCGGUGCUCGCUUCGAUAUUGCUUACUACCAAGGCAAGGAAUCACUCCGCCAGCUUUUUGGUAGUGUUCCAAAAGAAAUCACAGAGGUGAAGGUGGCAGUUGAUCACAGCGAGCUAUGAGUUUGACGACACUAUUCUUCAUGUUCAUAUUUAUCCUAAUUGGAACUAUUCCUUUGUUAUGUGCAAGGAAAGUAUAUUGGGAGUUCUAAUUUAAUCAUUCUGCAUGAAACCUGGGUCGGUUCUCUCUACUUAUCUUGUAAUCGCAUAGCACGGAUGUCAAAUUCCAACUCCGCCCUCCCAUGGCUGUAGUUGGGCCGAGAAGUGCUUACAUCGAAUCGUGCCUUGCUCGGCGACGAGGCUGCUCUGAGACUGCUCUCCACUUGGGGGUUACAACUUAGAGCAGUGGCACGAACAUUCCCUUGCAAAACCAUAGCUGCGUUGAAUAC
This is a messenger RNA of Dothidotthia symphoricarpi CBS 119687, 2019 nucleotides long. Its product is annotated as squalene synthetase. Gene Ontology annotation, molecular function: squalene synthase [NAD(P)H] activity. The record is from RefSeq and is a predicted model, not a curated record. The coding region runs from base 251 to 1693 and encodes 480 amino acids. Gene Ontology annotation, cellular component: endoplasmic reticulum membrane. The transcript is spliced from 4 exons. Gene Ontology annotation, biological process: farnesyl diphosphate metabolic process; ergosterol biosynthetic process. Lineage: Eukaryota; Fungi; Ascomycota; Dothideomycetes; Pleosporales; Dothidotthiaceae.